Miniopterus natalensis is the source of this 4500-nucleotide messenger RNA. RefSeq names its product MCF.2 cell line derived transforming sequence like (gene MCF2L). Gene Ontology annotation, molecular function: guanyl-nucleotide exchange factor activity; protein binding. NCBI's taxonomy places the organism in Eukaryota, Metazoa, Chordata, Mammalia, Chiroptera, Miniopteridae. The record is from RefSeq and is a predicted model, not a curated record. Gene Ontology annotation, cellular component: cytoplasm. Gene Ontology annotation, biological process: intracellular signal transduction; positive regulation of Rho protein signal transduction.
AUGAGGUUUUGGCUGAGAAAUGAAGAGAUGGCUUUGGAAGAAAUGGUGCAGAGAUUAAAUGCGGUUUCCAAGAACACUGAUGAAAUCAUGCACCAGGACAUCAACCCGCUCUGUGCUGCCGACAUCCAGGAUCAGCUGAAGAAGCGCUUUGCUUACUUGUCUGGUGGGCGGGGGCAGGACGGCAGCCCUGUCAUCACCUUCCCGGACUACCCAGCCUUCAGCGACGUGCCCGACAAGGAGUUCCAGAAUGUCAUGACCUAUCUCACCAGCAUCCCCAGCUUACAAGAUGCUGGCAUCGGAUUUAUCCUGGUCAUAGACCGAAGGCAGGACAAAUGGACCUCGGUGAAGGCGUCAGUCCUGCGAAUAGCAGCAUCCUUCCCAGCAAACCUCCAGCUUGUCCUUGUUCUGCGCCCAACAGGAUUUUUCCAAAGGACUCUCUCUGACCUCGCUUUCAAAUUCAACAGAGAUGACUUUAAGAUGAAGGUUCCGGUCAUAAUGCUGAGCUCAGUACCAGAAUUACACAGUUACAUCGACAAGUCCCAGUUGACCGAGGACCUGGGUGGGACCCUGGAUUACUGCCACACCAGGUGGUUGUGUCACCGCACGGCCAUCGAGAGUUUUGCCCUCAUGGUCAAGCAGACGGCCCAGAUGCUGCAGUCCUUCGGGACCGAGCUGGCUGAAACGGAACUGCCCAAUGACGUGCAGUCCACGAGCUCAGUGCUGUGCGCGCACACGGAGAAGAAAGACAAAGCGAAGGAGGACAUGAGGUUGGCGCUGGAUGAGGGGCAGAGCAUCCUGGAGAGCAUCAGGGAGCCUCUGGCCAAGAGCCCGGAGCAGAGCCUAAACCAGGACCAGCUGGACAAUCAGACCACCGUGCAGAGGCUCCUGGCCCAGCUGAAUGAAACUGAGGCUGCCUUUGAUGAGUUCUGGGCAAAGCAUCAGCAAAAACUCGAACAGUGUCUGCAACUCCGGCAUUUUGAGCAGGAUUUCCGAGAGGCCAAAGCCGCCUUAGACGUGUUGGCUCAGAAAAUAGCGACCUUCACGGACGUGGGCAACAGCCUGGCACACGUGGAGCACCUCCUGAAGGACCUUAUCAGCUUCGAGGAGAAGUCCAGCGCAGCUGUGGAGCGGGCCCGCGCCCUGUCCCUGAAAGGGGAGCAGCUCAUCGACAACAAGCACUACGCCGUGGACUCCAUCCGCCCCAAGUGCCACGAGCUCCAGGACCUCUGUGACCAGUUUGCUGCCGAGGUUGCGCAGAGGAAGGGUCUACUCAACAAGUCCCUAGAGCUUCACGGCCUCCUGGAAGCGUCCAUGAAAUGGUGCGAUGAGGGGAUUUACCUGCUGGCCUCCCAGCCUGUGGAUAAGUGCCAGUCCCAGGAUGGUGCUGAGGCGGCCCUCCAAGAAAUUGAGAAGUUUUUGGAGACCGGUGCAGAAAAUAAGAUCCAGGAGCUCAAUAAAAUUUACCAGGACUACGAACCCAUCCUCACCCAAGACCUAAUGGAACACGUACAGAAGGUCUUCCAGAAGCAAGAGAGUAUGGAAGAGAUGUUUCACCGGAGACAGGCAAGCCUGAAGAAGCUGGCGGCCAAGCAGACAAGGCCCGUGCAGCCAGUGGCCCCCCGGCCAGAGGCGCUCACGAAGUCACCCUGCCCCUCCCCAGGUGUCCGGAGGGGUUCUGAGAACAACAGUUCUGAGGGCAGUGCACUCCGGAGAGGGCCCUACAGGAGGGCCAAGAGUGAAAUGAGUGAGAGCCGGCAGGGCCGGAGCGGCUCCACCGGCGACGAGGAGGAGAGCCUGGCCAUCCUGCGGAGGCACGUGAUGAACGAGCUCCUUGACACGGAACGGGUCUACGUGGAGGAGCUGCUCUGUGUCCUGGAGGGCUACGCUGCUGAGAUGGAUAAUCCUUUAAUGGCACAUCUCAUCUCAGCAGGCCUUCAAAACAAGAAGGAUGUUUUAUUUGGGAACAUGGAAGAGAUUUACCACUUUCAUAACAGAAUAUUCCUGAGGGAGCUAGAAAACUACAUAGACUGCCCAGAGCUGGUUGGAAGGUGUUUUCUAGAAAGGAUGGAGGAGUUCCAAAUCUACGAGAAGUAUUGCCAGAACAAGCCCCGCUCUGAGAGCCUGUGGAGACAGUGCUCCGACUGCCCGUUUUUCCAGGAAUGCCAGAAGAAACUGGACCACAAGCUGAGCCUGGACUCUUACCUGCUGAAGCCAGUCCAGAGGAUCACCAAAUACCAGCUGCUCCUCAAGGAAAUGUUGAAAUACAGCAAGAGCUGCGAGGGGGCUGAGGACUUGCAGGAGGCACUGAGCUCCAUCCUGGGCAUCCUCAAGGCCGUGAAUGACUCCAUGCACCUCAUUGCCAUCACAGGCUAUGACGGGAAUCUGAGUGACCUGGGGAAGCUGCUGAUGCAGGGCUCCUUCAGUGUCUGGACGGACCACAAGAAGGGCCACGCCAAGGUGAAGGACCUGGCCCGGUUCAAGCCCAUGCAGCGGCACCUGUUCCUGCACGAGAAGGCCGUGCUCUUCUGCAAGAAGAGAGAGGAGAAUGGGGAAGGCUACGAAAAAGCCCCGUCCUACAGCUACAAGCAGUCCUUAAAUAUGACAGCUGUUGGCAUAACAGAGAACGUGAAAGGUGAUGUGAAGAAGUUUGAGAUCUGGUACAACGCCAGGGAGGAAGUUUACAUCAUCCAGGCACCGACUCCUGAGAUUAAAGCAGCGUGGGUGAGUGAGAUUCGGAAAGUGCUGACCAGCCAGCUGCAGGCUUGUCGAGAAGCCAGCCAGCACAGGGCGCUGGAGCAGUCCCAGAGCCUGCCUCUGCCAGCAUCGUCCAGCACGAGUCCUACGAAAGGGAACCCAAGAAACGUCAAAAAGUUGGAAGAAAGAAAAACAGACCCCCUAAGCCUGGAAGGAUACGUGAGCCCAACAACAUUGCCAAAACCCCCCGAAAAGGGCAAAGAUGACACAGUCACUAGCUCUACCUCAGAAAGCUCUGCGCUUUCCAAGAAGCGCUUUACUCUGCAGGGCUUUGCUAACCUCAAAGGUCAGAAAGCUUCUCCUACCAGUCCUGACAAAAAAGCUAAGCGACAUGAAGUUAAGAGCGACCCAACGCCUUUUGGUUUACGAGGUUGGAGCAAAACAUCUCACCCACUGGAGGCCCCUGAGGACAAUGACGGCUGGUCGAGUGCCGAGGAGCCGAUUAAUUCCUCAGAUGCGGAGGAAGAAGGCGGAGUGGGCCCCCGGAAGCUGGUCCCAGGGAAGUACACGGUCGUGGCGGACGACGAGAAGGGAGGCCCCCACACACUCGCCGUGAGAAGCGGAGACAUGGUGGAGGUGGUUCAGGAGGGCGACGACGGCCUUUGGUAUGUCAGGAACCUGACCUCCAGCAAGGAGGGCUGGGUGCCGGCCAGCAGCCUGUCCAUGCUCCUCGGCAAGUCCAGCUCGGCACAGUGCUUGAGCAGCUCAGAGUCCAGCGCAGGGUCCGCUCUGCUGAGCAACUCCUCCAGCUGCAGCGAGAGCUGUGGCGCCCCCCUCUCUGACCUGCAGGGGUAGCACCAGCGGGUCCCCUGUGCAGGAGACCAGCCUGCGAACCUCUAAGUUUUCCUUUGCUUGGGCUUGCCUAGUUUGGUGAGGGGACGGUGCUCUAAGACGCCCUGGAGACGGAGGACCCUGACAAGACCCUAACAAGGAGCUGCCCGCUGCCCACAGAACCUCAUGGUGCAGUGCGUGGGGACAUUCAGAGGAAAGGUUCAGGAAGAUUCUGCCCUCCGGCCUCCAUGCCAGGAUCCCCUCCCAGGGCGCAGAGACCGGUUUCCAUGGGAAGACCAGUACACCAGGCUUCCCCGGAAAAUCGGACCGGACAGGGGGGACUGCAGGCCAGCAGACCGCCUGUGCGGAAGGGCUCCGAGGCAGGGCCGUCCCUUCCCGCCUGUGCCACGCAGCCGGCAGGAGCCAGUCCCAGCCACUCUGCUUUGGUUUCUGACAUUUCUGGUCUGGUGCUUUCUGCAGGAAUGCACAUACUUUGGGACUGCUUCCAAAAGACGUCACUGAUUCACUGACCCAACAGCUUGAAGAGAGAGGGGGUGGGGGGACUAUUUUCUCUUUUACAAAUUUUUUUUAAAGCAGGGACUAAUCCCACGGCCAUUUUUUUUGUGGUACUUUGGCCUCGAAUCUUUACCAAGAAUCACUGUGUUUACAUGAAAUGACAAUUUGAUACUGCAUUUGAUAUGAAACUAUUUUUUUGUUACUGGGGUUUACAUUGCAGCAUGUUGUAUAUGCCGCUCAAUGAUUUGGGGGACUCUCUUGUGGAAAUUGACGGCACUCUCUGAAGCCCACCUGGCAACAGGUGAAUGCAGCCCUCGAUAGAAUCAGGCAGCAUUUCUACAAAUGAAAGCAGUUAGAAACCAAGGAAAUUCCUUUACCUGUGUAGUUAAUUUUCAAAAGGAAAUUUAAACUAUAAUUUAAAAUACUAACCUUUUCUACAAAAAACAACAACACAUGGGA